This is a messenger RNA of Closterium sp. Naga37s-1, 2772 nucleotides long. The record is from the annotation of a GenBank genome assembly. NCBI's taxonomy places the organism in Eukaryota, Viridiplantae, Streptophyta, Zygnematophyceae, Desmidiales, Closteriaceae.
AUGGCGCACGCACCCGUGCUGGCGGCUCAAGCGCGCAUAUCGGCGGCGCAACCGCCCGUGUCGGCGGCGGCGCAAGCGCCGUUAUCAGCGCAAGCCGCGGCGCUGCUGCUCUCCGCAUUCUCCAUCGCCGCGCGCGCGCUGAUUGGCUCGCUUCAUCUCCUGCUCUCUGCGUUCCUCCUCCACGUGGCAUCAGUCGCCGCGUCCGCCGCAUCGCUCUGCAUUUCCCCUCUCUCGUCCCUCUUCUACGUGGCAAACGCAAACGCCGCAUCGCCUUCCGACUCCUGUAACGGAUCCCCUCACGAUCCUCUCCUUAGCGCGGAUGCCGCAGCCGCCGGCGGUCCCAACGAGGAGACACAAAAGGACAAUGAACGAUCAUGCAACGCCAUUGGCCAGCAAUACCCGUCGCUGUUGCUGUACGGCGGCCACGUGGCGCACCAUAGGAGCCACCCGACGCGGCACGGCUUUAACUACGCGGUGCGCUACGCGCUGGUCAACCUCGACGCUCCUCCUGAUUGGUUCGCGCGGUCGUCCGCGCAGCACCACAUGUCGGCUGAUGAGGCGCGCUCGUUCGCCGGAACGGACGGACCAAUCUUUCUACUCACCAACCCAACGAGCAUGGGGUACGAGCAGAACCCCAUCAGCGUCUACUACUGCUACCAUGGCUGCGGCAGCACCACCACCGGCACUGUCACGGCCACCACUAAUGGUAGCAGCAAGAGCGAGGGGGGGCAGUGUGAGGAGGAGUCGCUUUUUCCCCCGGCUGACUCCCUGGCAGUCUGCAUUGGCGAGGUGUCCAACACCCCAUGGACCGACCGAGUCACCUUCCUCUUUGCCCCUCUGCUAGACCACGUGCCCAAGCCCCUGCACGUCUCGCCCUUCAUGGACAUGCAAUCCACAUGGGUGAUGCGCGCUCUGCCCCCCUCCCACCGCAUCUCACUGCACAUCACCGCUCUGCACCCUGUGAUGGGCUGCAAGGAGGCUGCAGCAGGGCAAGAGGCACAGAAGGGGAAAGGGGAAGGAGCAGGGGGAGAAUGUGUGGGAAGUGGAGAGGAGGCAGUGGCAGGGGGUGUGGGGAGCAUUGGUGAUAACACCAACACCAACACCAACACCAACAACAGCAGCAGCAUGGGCAGCAGCAUAUUCGUGGCAUGUCUUGACAUCGACUGCUUGCCUGCAGCGCAGCAGCCGUACCUCCUUCCCCCGACCCUCCCCACCGUGCCCACCCUGCCUCGCCCUCUCACUCCCUCCCAUUCUCACCCACACCCGCCGUCCUCCGCCCACGCACCCUCGUUGCACGGGGUCGUAGCGGAGUGGAGCAGGGAGGUGCGCUGCCGCUGGUGGCUCUGCUGCAUGCCGCACCGCGUGGCCUUCUGGAUCUACUGGCAGGUUACUGUCACCAGCUGUCGAGAGUCGAGCGGCAGAAUGACCCGACCGCGGCUUCUGAGCGUGGUGUUGGGAAUCCUAUCCGUGGCGACGAUUGCAGCAGCUUACAGAAGCACUCAAGCGCCGCUGCGCAUCGACUGCGGCUCCGACAGCCCCACGUCGGCCAACGGCUUGGAAUGGCAGGGCGACAAAUACUCCAACGGCGGCGAGUCGCACACCAUCGCAUCCGCCAACUCCUUUUCGCUCAACACUGUAGAGUCGACGCUUCGGGCGUUCGCCGUCGGCACGACCGGCUGCUACAAUAUCCCCGUUAUUGAGGGCCGCUAUCUCGUGCGCGUGAGCUUCGCGUAUUACAACUACGACGAUAAGAACAUGCCGCCGUACUUUAGCGUGCUCGUGCAGAACACUGUAGUCGAGAGCGUCGACAUGACCGUCGUACAGUCCAACUUCGUUAGCGGAGCGUAUUAUUCUGACUAUAUCGCGUAUGCCCUGAACGGGAAGCUCUCCGUGUGCUUCCAGGCGCAGCCCGGGUCGCCCGGCCCCGCUAUAGUGAACUCGUUAGAAGUCCUCCCGCAGGACACUGACGCGUACGACGCCGCGACGCUCGGCAACAAGGUCAUCCUCUCCACGUACGUUCGGCUCAACAUGGGUGGUGGCAAGGUCGGGCCCGAACCUGCAGACCCGGGCUUCCGAACCUGGAUGGAGGACGUUCGGCCGGAGCAAGGCAACUUCACCGUCCUGACCAAAGACUCAGCCACAGCACCGAUCGCAGGCACGGGAGUCGCGCCUGACUUCCUCCCCCCGGCGGUGUUCGAAACUGCCCGAGCCGCCUUGACGCCGCUGUCGAACGCGAGCGGCGUCGCCGGGCGACCGUCGCAACUGUCGCAGGCGACGGGGUUUCGCAUGACGGUGCUGCCAGUGGACAAGAACAACAUGUGGUAUAUCCGAUUCUAUUUCGUCGAGCUCGAUCCGUCCGCGCAGCCCGGCGAUCGCGUGUUCGAGAUUCUGCUGGGCAGCGGGAACGUGGUCAAGUCCAUUGGUAACCAGGCCGGCGGCUUCGACAUCCGCGCUAAGGUGGCUCCGUUAACGGCGCUGGUGGUGCCGGUGUUUUUCAACUACUCGCAGUAUUCGUCCAACUACGGGGAGGAUCUGGAGGUGGGCGUGCGGACGGUCGGCGGGAGCCGGUUGCCAGCGGUGAUCAGCGGUGUGGAGCUGUUUGAAGUGGUGCCGCAGACGACCACGGAGAGCUCAGGCCUCUCGGGUGCAGCGAUAGCGGCCAUAGUGAUUGGCUGUCUGUUCGUGGUGGUGCUGAUCGUCCUGGGAGUGGUGCUCAUCAUGCGGCGUCGCAGGGCGGGCGGGGCAGGCUUCAGCCAGAUCUCGGAGCGCUAG